AGUCGACUCUCUGUCCAUCUCUUCUCUGUGUCUUUGACGUUCGCGUCCUCGAGCUAAAUCUGCCUAAUGUUUCCUUCGGUCGCAGUAAAUAAGUGUUAAUUCUUCCUUUGUGACCUCACCCAGAUCCUGCUUCUCUUUGAGUCUUUGUAUUUCUUCAAAGUCUGUGUUCGUUAUUUGUCAAAAUGAUCGUAUUCUUGGACUAGAAGCUCCCAAAGUGACUUGAUUCGUCGUGGAUGAUCAAUUAAUUCAUUGGGGAAGUGUUGACUUAGUGUUUGAGCAAAACUAGAGUUGUUUUAACAAGCUUUAUCGAGGCAGACAAGCCCAAAGACAAAGGCAUACGGCUUCGGACCAGUCGUGAUUGCCGAAGGUAAUCAAGGUUUUAAAUUUUGACCAUGUAGUGGAAUCAUCGCUUUGAAGAUUUGAGAAGUAACAAACCGCUUCUAAUGCCAUGGAUUCUGACGAACUGCAAGAAAAAGCAAAUUUUACAAGACUCAGUAGACUUUUAGUUGACAAAGGAACUGAGGCUUUGAGAAAUAAAUUUGAUACCAUCCAUCCACCUGUUAGUCUACCCAGAGUACUGGCUGCAAACAAAACAUCUCUUCAAAAGUUAAAACCUCGAGUUAUUAAUAUUUCCCAGUGGGAUUUACUGUUUCCUUCGUCUGGCAACCCACCAGAUUCCAAAACAUUUGAUGUCACAUUACUUACAGUUCUAUUCCGGAACAUUUGUGGUUUUCCAUCAACAGGAUGGGGUUUAAUGCCUCCGAAUACUGAUAGAUCAGAGCAAGCGAAUAUCACAAGAAUCAAGUUUUACAGAAAUGAAGUUAUUGCACAUGUAACAACAACUCGAGUUGACGAUUCAACAUUUCAAUCUUUAUGGAAGAAAAUUGCCCAGGCAUUGGUAGAAUUGGGAAUUGCACAAAGCGAUGUCGAUGAUUUAGAAAAAUGUCCUUUAGGACCCGAAGAAAAAAUAUAUGUGCAAAUCCUUGAAGAUUGGAAAUUGCGAGAAGAUGAGUGUAUUAAAAAGCUUGCUACAAUUGAAUGUUUUGUGAAUUAUUUAACACAAGACUCUGAAGAAACGCGCAUUGUAGUAAAUGAAACGCACGAUGCAGUAUUUGAAAUGCGCCAGUCAUUGGGCAAGCGUACGCUAUCAAUACCCAAUCCUGAAAAAAAAUCCCGCAUGAAAAGUGAUGAAGAUUUAUUGCGAAAACUUGCUAAGCAUAAUUUUAAAAGUAAAAUUAAAAGAAAAGUGAAGUUUUUCCUUCCUGGAACAAGAAAGUGGUUGUUAAAGAAAGUUAACGAGUGGUUUCAAAUGUGUAACAAUGAUUCGAGAAUAAAGUUAAUAACAGCCGGACCAGGAUUUGGUAAAAGCGUGUUUGCCGCUAAAAUCUGUGAAGAUUUUGAGAAGAAUGGAAAGCUGGCUGCUUGUCACUUUUGUGAUUUCAGUGAUUCAAACCUAAGAGAUCCUAUGGUGAUGCUGCAGUCUCUCGCAAGUCAGAUGUGUAAGAGCGUCCCUGGGUUUAAGAAUGAGCUCCUUGAUCAGUUAAAGCGACCUCAUCAAGUCCAAAGCCUCAAAGAUGCCUUCCAAAUAUAUUUGCUAAAUCCCUUAGAUGAAUUGGAAAUAAAAGAGCCACGUUUAGUUGUCAUCGAUGGCUUGGAUGAAAGUGCUGCUGAUAAUAAGAAUGAAAUUACGCAAUUGAUUGCUGAAUAUUUUCCUGAGCUUCCGGAGUGCAUCAAAAUCUUGGUGACGAGCAGGCCAGAGAUUUCCGUUGCUGAUCUAAGACUAAGAGAUGAUCAAAAGAUUCACAUUGCGAAUGUUGAUGACAACAAUGACUUAGAUCUUGAACUUUAUUUUAAAGAAUGCCUUCCAAGUUUAGUUGGCAGGAAAGUGGAUGGAAGUGAUAUCAGCCGUGAUUUGUCUAAGGAUCACCUAUAUCUUCACCGCUUUUGGGGAAAUGGCAGCCCUGAUAUCUAUGAGGAUCAUCCAUAUCUUGACAGCGUUCGGCGAAAUAUAACUAUUAUUUCCAUUUUUGUUGCCAAGUGCGAGGGCUCAUUUAUCUAUGCGUAUCACUUUCAAUCAGGGCUAAGGGCUCGCUAUGAUCUUGAGAAGAUAACAGAUAAUGAUGUUAUGGAGUUUCUCCCAGAAGGUCUGCAUUCUGUUUACGAACGAUAUUUUAAACGCCUUGAAGACGAGCUUAACAACAUAAAAAACGAAAAGUUUGAUGUGUUGAAAAUUUUGGCAAUGCUGGCUGCUUCCGAAGGACCUCUUCCCCUCACUUUCGUCGCUCAGGCUUUUGGUUUAGCUCCGGAUUGUCGCGAAACGAAAGUCAUCAUCAACAAAGUUAAUGAAACCGUAUCGUGCUUGUUGUACGUUUCAGAUGACAUGUUAACCGUGUUUCACAAAUCUGUUAUUGAUUGGCUUCUGGCAAAGGGCUACAAAGAUCACCAGUAUACUGUCAAUGUCGAUGAUGGACAUAAAUCGCUUUGGCUUUUAUGCGAAAAGAUUUUUAAAGAAAUUAAAGAUAAAGGUGUUCGCUCAGGACUUGAGGUGAAGUUCACUAAUGACGUAAAAUACGCUCUGAAACAUGGUUUAAAACAUGUAGAAAAGUGUGAGAUGGAGGAAGGUUUGUUUUUGUCAGUUGAUAUUAUUAUCGUCAGUUAUAUGUUAACUGUAAUCGAUUCAGAUGUAUUGCAGCGUUUCUGGCUCAAAUUACUCCAAAGUUCUUGGAUUAAAAACGAAGAUUUACGCGCCCGCAUUUCGUACCAUGUCAUUGAACUUGACCAUUUCGAAAGUGCCAUCGAAUAUUACUCAAAAAUUUUUUCCGACGAUUCAGUUAGAAAGGCAAGCCUUCCACAAUGGUAUUUACAAGCGGUUCGUACACAUUCUCCAGAAGGUUAUUUCAGCGAUGAUGAGAAAAAAAUUGCGGAGACGCUAUUAUCAAACCUUUCACCUUUUGUCGAGUCGAAGUCUUACGAAGUCUCGGUUUUGCCGCGAGCAGUCUGGAAAUGCGAGGGCUUUGAUGAUGUUGCUUUAUCUAACGAUGAGAAAAGUGUAGCAGUUCUAAGUCUGGAAUUUAUCCGUGUGUUUUCCCUGCCAACUUUAGUUGAAAUUAUUAAUUUUUCGACAAAUAUGGGAAGAAUUUCAUGCUGCACAUUUUCUCCAGACGAUUCGCUUAUAUUAUUUGGUGAACUGGAAACGGCGUUUAACAUUGCUGGAGGAAAGGAAGUCCCAUUUUUUCCUGGAAAUUAAGAGACAUUCCGGUUCUGUGCAUUUUCCCCUAACGGCAAAAGACUGGUGACUAGCAACGGUUCAAACACCAUUAAACUAUGGGACGUUGCCAAACGAAAAAUGCUGUCGUCGCUUUCUGCUGGAUUUCCUGUUAGUCGGUGUUCUUUUAGCGUCACAGGGUUAUUUAUUAUUGGAAAUUCAAACUCUUCAUCUUAUCCGGGUUAUUCGUUGUGUGUUUGGAACACCAUCACAUUGCAAAGAAGUGAUAAGCGAAAAUUAUCUCACAGGGAAAGGGAGAAACCAGUUGUGUUAAAGAGUAGGAAAUGUGAAGCAUGUUUUCAGCAGGGAUUUCAGGAACCAAAUUCUAAACAGUUAGAAAUACGUCUAUAUGCCAAACAUGGCAAAUGUCACGAAUAUGUAAGGAAAUGUAUAAUGUCAUGUCCGUGGAUCUGCAAAGAUGUGGAGUGCAUUUUUUCUUCGGAAGAAUAUUGUUAUUUGAGUGUCACAGAAAGUAUUCCUUUGACUGCGAUUGUUGCUUGGAACCAUCUUGUUGCCUAUCCUGACCGUUAUAACAUUGGUGCAACCAAAAUGCAAGCUUUAGAAAAUAAUCUGUGGCUCCAUUCAGAUAGUAAAAAACUAAUUGUCUUUAAGACAUUAACUCCUAAACAAGAGCAUUCCUGUCUGUCACAGCGAACGGAAGUUUAUUCGAGUUCGUUUUCUCCUGACGGCUCUCGACUUGCAUCCUGCAACUCAGAUGGAUAUAUCAACGUAUGGAAUGUCUAUACCAGCCAAGUUGAACAACGUUUCAAAAUCAGUCAAUGUGGGUCAAAGUUUUUAUGCUGGUGGUCGAAAGAUUUCUUGUUUGUGAUUAGUGAAUUUAACAAGUUUGUCUUUUUAACGCGAUACUCGGUAGAUGAGUAUUUAAAGAUUGUGUCCACUCACAGUCAACAAGUGUCGAUGUGUAAUUUAGAUAGCUCCAUUUUUGUCCGAAAGGUUGGUUUUUCUGAAGGCUUUGUCAGCUUCGCUCGCAAAUGGAAUGAACCCGUGAAAGUUCUGGAUGUCACAGAUGUUGAUGGUCCUGUAAUGAUCAAUUUGCCUGGAAUUGAGCCGAGGAUGGAAGUGGAAAUUUCGCCUGGUGGUGCCUUUAUCUCUGGUUGUAAUAAAAAUAAAUAUUAUAUUUGGAAAAGAAAAACCGAAAAACCAACUUCGUAUGAAAUCUUUUAUCACCGUGACCCUGGAAGGACUGACAGAUUGCCUUAUGUCGUAAUUUUCAGUAAUGAUUCCAAAGUCGCAGUGGUCAUGAGCGUAACUAGUAAACGGAGUCGGAUAAUUGAUCUGGACACUGGUGAUUCUAAAAAGAUAAAUUCUGGAUUCGAGUCCUCAGCUUACUUCUACUCGAGGUCAUUUUGUAUUCGCAAGAGUGGAAUUGUAUUAACUUUAUCUGAUCACCUGAUAACAUUUUUUGACAUGGACUCUGGCGCGAUUUUCGACCAUUCCUAUCAACGAUACUUGAAAAUUUUACUCCCAACCCAAACAAUUCUUUCCCCAAAAGAAGACGUGCUGGCUUUUCCUGACCGCAAAGGUGAUAUGGUGUUUCUUCGACUGUCUAUUCCACAAAAUCCUUUGUUGGACGAUAUUAAGCGAAGUGCACUUGCUUCGCGGAACGAUAUUAAAUGUCUUUUUCUGGAAAAAGGAGACUUUUUAGAACGACAGAUGUUUUGGAAUUGAUUUUUUAAUUAGGAUAUUUCUUAAUGAACUCAGUGAGCAAUAACAUGAAAAACUAUCAUCAAGAACAUUGUUUUCGGGCAGCGGCUAGACUUUGCUUGGAGCUGGUCUAGAAUGGAGAAGUAAGACACCUCCUCCCUCCGUUUAUCUGGGAGUUCACCUUGGGCAAGUGAUAGCACUCCCUUGCCUCCCUAACUGGGGUUACAGUUUGUUAAACAAAACAAAGAUGAUAUCUUCAAUACAUCUGCAAGAAACAAGUCCUAAAAAACUGUGACCAAUGCCAGUCGUAUGAUGGUGUUAUUUAAGGUGUUCAUUAUGGUAGUUAUAGUCAUGUUAGUGGUGAUAGUUCUCAUCUAUGAUGUUGUGAUGGUGCUGGUCUCUACGAUGGUGCUAAUGGUAAUUGUGCUGGUCAUGAAGAUGAUGGUACAAAUUGUAGUAAAUAUAUUAGCUGUAUUUUGUUCACGAAGUUUGAUGCUGGUGAAAAAGAAAAUAACGGAACUCAGUGGCGUCAUGCACUAGAACGAUAAUAGGGGGGAAUAUUCAUAGUAUGUAUGUAUAGAACUGCAAGAACUAUGCACAUUACAGAGAACGUUCGUUUUUUAGCUAGGAAGGAAGAUAUUUAUAAUCUGAAGCGGAGCUGGAAGAUUGUGAAAAUUUGACUGAAAUGUGAAUAAUAUUAUGUUGAACUAAUAUCAAAAACUAAUAUCAAGUGUUGAAAUAGGAUAUUACGACUUAGAAAGUGUCUCGUGCACACAAGUACAUAUCUGCUUGAUAUCUAAUCAUAGGCUAAUGCCAGCAUUUAUUGUAAUUUGUAUAGAUUUGUAAUGAUUUCUAAACCGUUUCAUGAUUUCA
Messenger RNA from Dendronephthya gigantea, 5803 nucleotides. RefSeq lists its product as uncharacterized. Lineage: Eukaryota; Metazoa; Cnidaria; Anthozoa; Malacalcyonacea; Nephtheidae. The record is from RefSeq and is a predicted model, not a curated record. The transcript is spliced from 3 exons. Gene Ontology annotation, molecular function: protein binding. The coding region runs from base 449 to 3247 and encodes 932 amino acids.